UUGUAUUUUCAGCCCUGUUUUCUGUGGACAUUCAGAAAUUCAAAGCUCCUGUGAUUUUACAUUCUCUUCAAUCUCUUCAAGUCUUCAAUAAAGGUAUAUCAGACACUGUGAAGAUGGGCUGCUUUGGAUUUUUGAAAACAAUGAUGUUUUUUUUCAAUGGCAUUAUCUUUCUGGCUGGAGCAGGUAUCUUGGCUGUAGGUAUAUGGGUAAAGGUAGACAGUAACUCGAUCAUAUCCAUUCUACAAGGCCUGUCUGGGGCACCGCCUGAGCUGAGGCAGGUUCUGAAUGUAGGCUACCUACUGAUUGCUGUGGGCAGCGUGCUGCUGCUGCUUGGCUUUCUGGGCUGCUGUGGCGCUGUUCGUGAGAGCAGGUGCAUGCUGCUUACGUUCUUUGUCAUUAUCCUGAUAGUCUUCAUUGCUGAGGUUGCUGGAGCAAUUGUGAUUUUGGUCUUCAAGGGACUGAUACAAACUAUGAUAAGUCAACUGGGAGUCACUGUAGUGAACAGUAUUCAAAAAGAAUACGGCUCUAAUACAGAUGUCACGGGUCUGUGGAACACCACUAUGGACUUGUUCAAGUGCUGUGGAUUCAACAACUAUUCAGAUUUCACAGGUUCCCCUUUCGUCCAAAGCACCAAUCUGUAUCCAUACCAGUGCUGUCAGCUUCAACCCUGUAAAUACAGCAAUGCUACAGUUGCGAAUAUUAAUGGAUGUUACCCUGCAUUGGUAAAACUUUUUGACUCGAAUACAGUUAUCAUCAUAGCUGUGGCCUUGGGAAUCGCAGCGCUUGAGCUCUUCGCCAUGGUUGUCUCCAUGACCUUGUAUUGCAAAAUAAAAUCUACAGAAGCCUGAAACCUGACAAAAAGAACAUCUCAACGUCUGAAAGUUACAAAUGCAUAUUUACUGAAAACCAUUUUAAUUGAAUUGAUUUUUAGGAUUUUUUAAAAAUUUAAUUGUGUUA
Messenger RNA from Ictalurus furcatus (blue catfish), 957 nucleotides. RefSeq names its product tetraspanin 34b (gene tspan34b). Lineage: Eukaryota; Metazoa; Chordata; Actinopteri; Siluriformes; Ictaluridae. Gene Ontology annotation, cellular component: membrane. The transcript has 8 exons. The record is from RefSeq and is a predicted model, not a curated record. Bases 114 to 848 code for a protein of 244 amino acids.